AUGAGAGUUUCCGCUGCGAUUUUCGCUGCUCUUCUUGUAGCUUGUAAGUUCUGGUAGUAAUUUAAUGGAAAUUGGGUCUUUGAAGUUAUUUUUGGCUUUAUUUUGCAAUAAAAAUAAAAAUUUUUGUCUCAAAAAUAGGAAGAGGUAUGAUUACAGGCGCCUCGGCCGAUUCCUCCUUCUUCUUCAACACCGGAGUGCAACUUAACGCCGGUCAAACCAACACUCCCGACCGUCUCGAGCAAGAGCUCAUCAAAGCCGGCUUCGAUUUGAAGGUGAAUCCGUUGGAAAAGCUGGCUUUCGCCGGAGAAAGAGAUCAAAUCUGCGCCAUUUAUCAGCAGGAAAAGUUUGCCUCCAAGAACAUUGCCCUCAGAGCUUUCUUGAGAAUUGCCUGCGAACUGAAGUAUGAAGGUGAGGCGGAGAAAACAUUGUUGGUUUUUUGGGCCGAUUGUGGGGCUUUCAAACUUUGUUUACGAUCGCAAAGUUCAGCUGCGAAACUGGUUAGAAAAACUGAAGACCACCGACGUCUUUUUAUAUCUUCACGUUCAAAAUCCUUUCCGACAGAGCUUGUUUUGACGUUCUGCGUCGAUUUCUAAUAGCUUUAUAGAUUCCUCAUUUAUCAGACAUAUGAAUUCUAAGAUUUAGUAAAAAGAGGGCACCUAACGAAGAGAUCAUCUGGGCAAAGAGUUCACCUGGGCGAAGACAGAACCUUGAGGAAAAAAUGAUAUGGUAAGGGGGCCCAAGACAGAUUUUUUAGAAUAAUUUUUUUUUGGAUUGCCAAGAAAAUGAUACGGUAAGGAGGGACCAAAGCGGAGUGUUUAAGAAUAAUUACAAUCCGCUUUAGUCCCCCCUUACCAUAUCAUUUUUUUGACAAACCAAAAAAAUUAUUCUAAAAAAUCUUUCUUGGACCCCCUUACCAUAUCAUUUUUUCAUCAAGGUUCUCUCUUCGCUCAGGUGCCCUCUUUGUCCAGAUAACCUCUUCGUUAGGUGCCCUCUUCUUAGCAAAUCUUGGAAUUCAUAUGUUUGACAGAUGAGGAAUCUACAAUGAGGGACCGGAUCCAGUGGCAAAAACUGCAUCAUUUUGCAUCCGGGAAGUAUCAAAAAUACGGCAAAAUGCCUCCCUCUCAAACUAAAAAUACUCCGUUUUGGACUGCGCGCCCUUUCUCUCACACAAAGAGUGGAGGCGCAAUUGAAAUCGGAGAUUUUUCACUUGGAGAGGGAAGCAUUUUGCCACAUUUUUGAUACUUCCCGGAUGCAAAAUGACACGUUUUUUGCCACUGUAUAGGGUCCCACUGUGUAAAGCUAUUAGAAAUCGACGUAGAACGUCAAAAUAAGCUCUAUCAGAAAGAAUUUUGAAUCUCGUCAGAUCCGACCAAAUUCCACUCAUAAUUUACAAUGACGUCAUCAGCAAAAAAUGAAUGAAAAUUUCAGCGCUGACACAGUUCUCGGAAUGCAUCCAAGGCAUGGAAGAGACCCUCGAGCCGCAAUGUGAACGCUACUGCACACGCAAAUUUGCCAUCGCUUCGCUUCAAGGGCGAUGCGACGCAUUGGCUUGCACCUCGAACUGUGUGGACACUCAGCUCAAGGAGUGUGGAUUUGAAACCGCUGAUGAGUCGUUGAACACCUUGUAUUCGGAGCUUCUGGGAGCACAAAUCGCGUGGAGCUGGGGAUUGGCAACUGUCGAGGAGGUGCAAAAAACUGCAGAGACUGGACCAGCAUCAUGCAAAAAGUUGAUCAACUUGUCGCGUACGUUGUUUUGAGCUUUCGAGAUUUUUUUUUUCGAAAACUUUUCGAGAACCUUCUUUUUUGUAGACUUUUGCACAGAAAAACAGGUUAAAUAUCAGUUCGGAUUAGUCAACUACUCGUAAUUUUACAGUAAAGAAUGCCUGCUUCGCACAGGAAACGACCUUACUCGCCUAGUAAAGAAUUCAAGGGCAACCUUGUGUCAUUUCCGGGAGCCCUGUUUUGCUAUAACUUUGUGGUUAAAGAGUCGAUUUUAAGCAAUCAAUCAUCUCUUAAAAGGUAUGAUUGAUUGCAAUAGGAAUACCGGACAGUAGUUUGUGGCGGGCCCACAUUUGCAGGCAGCUAAAGGUUCAAAAAAAAUUUUUUGAAAACAAACUCCCAUAACUUUGAAAGCGGUGGAAGAAUUCAAUAGAUUCGUUAACUUGUCAGUACCAGGGAAUUGACAAUGCAAAAUAUCUAACAUACUACUGUGAGGGACCUGGUCCAAUGGCAAAAAACGUCUCCUUUUGCAUCCCGGAAGGGACCAAAAUGACUCCAAACCCUUCCCUUCUCUAAGCUAAAAAACUCCGCUUUGAAAAGCGCGCCCUUUCCUUCAAGGCGGGCUCUUCAAAUAUGCUAGUGUCUGGUUCUACUAGCGGGGUUUUUUUUAGCUUAGAGAAGGGAAGGGUUUGGAGACAGUUUGGUCCCUUCCGGGAUGAAAAAUGAGACGUUUUUUGCCACUGGAUCCGGUCCCUCACCGUAUGUUGAUUAGGGUAGCAAAAUCGAAAUUCUAAUCGGUAGAUGCCCGCAAGGAUGGUUGCCCGCAAGAGUCACGACGCUGUACAGUGACGGACCCGAUCCAGUGGCAAAAAACGUAAAAUUUUGCAUCCGGGAAGCAUCAAAAAUGUGGCAAAAUACCUCCCUCUCCAAGUAAAAAACUUCGUUUUGAAGGCGCCCUUCCCUCACAAAAAGAGCGGACGCGCUUUUGAAAUCGGAGUCUUUUCACUUGGAGAGGGAAGCAUUUUGCCACGUUUUUGAUACUUCCCGCAUGCAAAAUGCCACGUUUUUUGCCACUGGAUCGGUUCCGUCACUGUAGUUUGUAACCUCUUGGUCCAUGAAAUGAGCUUUUUAAUAGACUAAACUAUCUUACAAAGAGCUUUUCAGUGAAUGCCCUGGAUUCCGUCGAAAUCAUGGCCAAAGUCUCGAAGAACAGAUUCAGCAAAUAA
Molecule: messenger RNA, 2945 nt
Organism: Bursaphelenchus xylophilus (pine wood nematode)
Lineage: Eukaryota; Metazoa; Nematoda; Chromadorea; Rhabditida; Aphelenchoididae
Source: the annotation of a GenBank genome assembly